GAAAGCGGCUCCGGGCGGGGGCGGGUCCGGGCGCAGGAGGCCCCGGGCAGGUCGGUCGCGGCGCCGCGGAUCCGCCCGGCAGCACCAUGGAGCGCCGGGGGGAGGAGGUGGAGCUGGAGAAGAGCGUACGGCGCCUGCGGGAGAAGUUCUACGGGCGGGUGAGCGUGGAGGAGGCCGUGCUGCUCAUGCGUCGCUACCACAACAACCACGCCAUGGUCUGCAAGGUCAUCGUGCUGUGCCGGGAGCAGCUGGGAGAUGCGGACCCCGAGGAGCGCCGGACUCUGCAGCACGACCCUGUGGUGAAGAAAGUGGUGGAGAAACUGAAGCAAGAAGAGGAGCAACAGACACAGAAACCCAGCCUUGACUGUGAGAGCGACAAGGACAUCGAGGCCAUAGCCCAGCAGCUGAGGGUGCUGCCGCUGACCGAGCGGAACCUGCGUAUGUUUGACCACGCCAGCCGCAACCUCAUCCCCUCCGCCGAGCGCCAGUUCGCCUGCCAGGCCUGCGACAGCACCUGGUGGCGCCGUGUGCCCGAGAGAAAGCAGGUGUCCCGGUGCCGACUGUGCGGGAAGUGCUACGACCCGGUGCCCUACGACAAGAUGUGGGGCACGGCCGAGUUCCACUGCCCCUCCUGCAACCGCAGCUUCAGGGGCUCAGCGCAGAUGGGCAUGGCCUCUCCCUGCUUCAUCUGCAGCACCCGCGUGCUGCCCAGCCGCAUCCUGUCGCCACACCAGGUCGCCGGGUCCCGGAGCCGCAACCCCCACUCCUGCUACGCUGAGGACUGCUACAACCGCCGAGAGCCCCAUGUGCCCGGCACACACUGCGUCCACCCCCGCAGCCGCGCCAAGAACAGGCUGCCCAAGGUGCUGUUCGCCAGCCUGGAGCACCAGAGCACCGGCUCCACUGUGGCCACUUGCCUGAGCCAGGGCAGCCUGGCGCUGUGCGACCUGGACGAGCUCCUCCUCGAGGACCUGGCGGAAGAGAGCGAGGGCUCCGAGGACUAGCACCCCUGCUGGCCCUGGGCCCCUCUGCCCCCGGGCUCUGUUUGCACUUUAUCCUUCUCGGCUUUUCUGGCCUGGCCAGGCCGACCCCGCUCCUCUCCUCGGAGCAGGUGGGGGCCUGUCUCUGCCCAGCCUGGUGGAAGCUUCACGCUGGCCUGGUGAUGCUGGGGCCCCGCGGGCACUGGGCCUGGCACCGGAUCUUUGCCUCCCCCUUAAUUAUCCACAUAACUUACAGAACAGGGUCUGGAGCGCCCCAGGGGUCCCCUCCCCGAUCCGGGGCUGUGGGGAUGGAGUCAGGGCCUGGACUUCGGGCUGAAUUCCAGCUCCUCUGUAUCUCUAAUUUUCAACAAGCUGUGACUGGCUGAGGCCCUGGCCUUGCAGCAUUGACCAAAGCCAAGCGGCUGGACGGGGCAAGGCCGGCUGCCCCUGGGACCAAGCCAGGGCGAGCGCGGGGGUCAGUUCUCCCUGUGGCCCUGCCAAAGACGCUGCCCUCGCCCCUUUCCGCUGCAGGCUCGGCUGUGCCAGCCUGUCUGUCCUGUGUCUGUCUGCUCCAGGGGCGAGUCAGCUUUACCCCCUAAGUGCCCAUCCUCUCCUGACGCCCCGCGGGGGGGUUGCUGGGAGACGCCCAUCACCUGGGUUACAGUUUCUUAGCAGCCACAUUUUUAUAAACUGAAUAAAGAAUGUUUGGCAGA
Messenger RNA from Gopherus flavomarginatus (Mexican gopher tortoise), 1693 nucleotides. It is a transcript of the gene SHFL, whose product is annotated as shiftless antiviral inhibitor of ribosomal frameshifting. Gene Ontology annotation, biological process: viral translational frameshifting; innate immune response. Bases 87 to 1004 code for a protein of 305 amino acids. The record is from RefSeq and is a predicted model, not a curated record. NCBI's taxonomy places the organism in Eukaryota, Metazoa, Chordata, Testudines, Testudinidae. The transcript is spliced from 9 exons. Gene Ontology annotation, molecular function: sequence-specific mRNA binding; ribosome binding.